Messenger RNA from Acanthochromis polyacanthus (spiny chromis), 2246 nucleotides. Its product is annotated as fatty-acid amide hydrolase 1. The record is from RefSeq and is a predicted model, not a curated record. Gene Ontology annotation, molecular function: fatty acid amide hydrolase activity; amidase activity. The transcript is spliced from 15 exons. The coding region runs from base 257 to 2017 and encodes 586 amino acids. NCBI's taxonomy places the organism in Eukaryota, Metazoa, Chordata, Actinopteri, Pomacentridae. Gene Ontology annotation, biological process: fatty acid catabolic process.
UUGAUUUCCUGGUUGGUGGUGAUGUGACCUGAAAGCCCCGCCCAGGAAACGCCUGUCCCGGCAAAUCCGGUGUCACCAGUUGAUCUGAACCCCGGAUUAUUUCAAACAUCUGCGGACGACCAGAAAAAUGGCAAGACGUCCUGAGUUUGAUUAGCACACGGCUAAUGACAGCCGACCGCUUGUUUAAGUAGUUAGCAGUUCAACGGCAGCCACAAAGUCUGUGUUAGCCUCCGUUAGCUGACGUUAAAGAAGAACCAUGGAGGACGUUAAACGGUUUCUCCGGGAGGCGAAGCUUGACAGCUGGACGGCAGCUCUGCCGACUGUCGUCGCCGGUGUUGGAGCUCUGCUGGUGCUGAUGCGGACGGUUAGCAACCACCGGGAGGCGAAGGAGAAGAUCCGGAGAGCCAGAAACCGGAGAACCGAGAGCCUGCGGCGGGCAGAAGAGGCAGUGCUCCGGUACAAGCAGUCGCAUCCAACGGCUGACUUGACUCCCAUCCUGAAGCUGUCCCUGUCUGAGUUGACAAAGGAACUGCAUGAAGGAUCCCUGAACCCUGAGGAAGCAUUAAACGCUUUCAUGGAAAAGACUCUGGCUGUCCACAAAAAGCUGAACUGCUGCGCUGAAAUUUUGCUGGAGAGUUUUGACCAGCUGGAAACUGUCGGCUCCAACAAGGAAGGUCUUUUGUAUGGAGUUCCAGUUAGCAUUAAGGAUAACUGUGGCUAUAAGGGUCAUGACUCAAGCUGUGGUGUACUCUUAUAUCUGGAAAAGCCUGUCCAGGAGGAUGCUGUGCUUGUUCAAGUUCUGAAGAAACAAGGAGCUAUUCCCUUUGUGAAAACCAACAUACCCCAAGGCCUUCUAUCGUAUGACUGCAGUAACCCUAUGUACGGGCAGACAGUGAACCCCCACAACCUCCAGAAGACCUCUGGAGGUUCAUCUGGUGGGGAGGGGGCUCUCAUUGGGGGCGGAGGCUCCCUACUUGGAAUAGGCACUGACAUAGGAGGCAGCCUUCGUAUUCCUGCUUCAUUCUGUGGGAUCUGUGCUUUUAAGCCAACAGCGGGUCGUCUAAGUUUACAGGGUUUCCGUCCAUUUUAUCGAGGGCAAAAGUCAGUGUCGUCAACUCCUGGACCUAUGGCACGGGAUGUGGAUAGUAUUGUUCUGUGUAUGCAGGCGUUGCUCUGUGAUCACAUGUUUUCCUUGGACCCCACUGUUCCACCGUUACCUUUCAAUAUGCAGAUUUACCAGAGCACUAAACCACUGAGGAUUGGUUACCUAGAAAACGAUGGCUUCCAGCAGCCAUCUCCAAGCAUGGUCCGUAGUGUCAGAGAAGUCAAAGCUCUGCUGGAGCAAGCAGGUCACACUUUUGUGCCUUAUCAACCUCUGAGGAUAAAAGAAGCUCUCUAUGAACUCAUUGUAAAAGGCGUAUUUGCAGACGGAAAUGCCACCCUGAUACAAAACCUGGCAGGGAGCCCUAUAGAUCCUACUCUUAAACACCAGAUUUUUCCCUGCACUCUCCCUGUCUGGUUGAAGAGAAUCCUCUCAUUCCUCCUCAAGCCCUGGCAACCUCGUACUUCUCUCGGCGUGAGAGCUCUCUGUGGAGUUGGAUCUAUUCCAAAGCUGUGGGAGCAGCAUGCUGCUGUUGAGGACUACAUUAAAGAAACAAUUGCACAUUGGAGGAAAUGCGACAUAGAUGUGCUGCUGUGCCCUGUGAUCGCACCAGCCUACAACUUAUUGUACUGUGGCAAAAAUACCACUAUUCUAACUUACACAAUGCUCUACAAUCUCCUCAACUUUCCUGCUGGAGUAGUUCCUGUUACCACGGUGACAAAAGAGGAUGAGGAGGAGCUCAAGCAUUAUGAGGGCAUUUAUCAGGAUGAGUAUGACAAGUUCUUCAAAGAAGCAGUGACUGGAGGCGAGGGUCUGCCGGUGGCGGUGCAGUGUGUGGCCCUGCCGUGGCAGGAGGAGCUCUGCCUGCGCUUCAUGAAGGAGGUGGAACAACUGGUCAAACAGAGCAGAAAGUAAAGCUGCUGACUGUUCCUAACCCACAGAUGGAAAUCAAAAUCAAACUAAAGAGGCCUCAGAUUAAACUAGAUUGCAGACAUUAUUAAUUGUUGUUGAUACUCCGAUUUUGUUCUUGUCCAUAUGUUUUAACUAAUUCAUUGAUAAACUUUGUAAAAUCUGAAUUCACCCAAUAUGUAUCUGAAACCAAAAAUCAUGAAUUCAUUAAACAUUUUGGAUGGCUUCUUGUUUG